AUGAACGGAUCCAAUAUGAAGAGUCAAAUGCGAGUAUCCUCAAUGUCAGAGAAAGAGGAAGCCCAAGAAACCUUGGAAAUCAUUCAUGAGAUGUCCCAAAUUUUGAAUUGCGGAUUGGAUAGAUAAUAAUUAGCCAUUUUAGUUAGCAUGAUAGAAAAUGGUGUGAAUCCUGAAGCUUUGGCCUUGGUUGUAAAUGAGAUGAAAACGGAGCUGAACACAUACAAAAAAAUUCAUAAAUAAUGA
This is a messenger RNA of Paramecium tetraurelia, 243 nucleotides long. RefSeq lists its product as uncharacterized. The record is from RefSeq and is a predicted model, not a curated record. Gene Ontology annotation, biological process: gamma-tubulin complex localization; mitotic spindle assembly; microtubule nucleation by interphase microtubule organizing center. The transcript has 2 exons. Gene Ontology annotation, cellular component: centrosome; spindle; gamma-tubulin ring complex. NCBI's taxonomy places the organism in Eukaryota, Ciliophora, Oligohymenophorea, Peniculida, Parameciidae.